AUGGCACCUCCAGUCAAAGGCAAAAGGAAGCAGUCAGAGGAAGGGGAGCCCCCAGACCCACCAGUGUCCCCUCAGCCCGACGGUGAGCCGAGCAGGAGCCAGAGCCCCGUGCACCUGGAGGAGCCCCCCGAGGCAGGCAGGGAGCGGGAGGAGGAGCAGGAGGAGGAGCAGGCCUUCCUGGUCAGCCUCUACAAGUUCAUGAAGGAGCGACGCACGCCCAUCGAGAGGGUGCCCCAUCUCGGCUUCAAGCAGAUUAACCUGUGGAAGAUCUACAAGGCCGUGGAGAAGCUAGGGGCCUAUGAACUGGUGACGGGCCGCCGCCUCUGGAAGAACGUGUACGACGAGCUGGGGGGCAGCCCGGGCAGCACCAGCGCGGCCACGUGCACGCGCCGCCACUACGAGAGGCUGGUCCUCCCGUACGUGCGGCACCUGAAGGGGGAGGAUGACAAGCCCCUGCCCCCCUCCAAGCCCAGGAAGCAGUACAAGAUGGCCAAGGAGCCUCGGGGGGAUGAGGGGGCCCCUGAGAGGCCGAAGAAGGUCAAGGAGGAGAAGCGGGUGGGCCAGCUGAUGCCCGGAAAGACCAAAACAGAUGCCCCUGACCUGGCAAGGCUUCCUAGCCAGGAGACACCCAGGGACGGCAUGGAGCAGCGAGGCCCGGCCUCGGGGCCCUCUCUGCCCCUUGUGGGCGCCAGUGGCUGCCCGGAGGCCUACAAACGGCUCCUGUCCAGCUUCUACUGCAGAGGGACACAUGGUAUCAUGUCACCGCUGGCCAAAAAGAAGCUCCUGGCCCAGGUGAGCAAGGCAGAGGCCUUGCGGUGUCAGGAGGAGGGCUGUCGCCACGGGGCAGGUGGGGAGCCCCAGGCGUCCCCAGCUGUCCCGCCCGUGGAGAGUCCCCAGAGCCCAGGAGGGCCGUCCGAGAACUCCAGGCACCGGCUGACACCUCUGGAAGGCAGGCAGGCCUCCAGGGGCGGCCUCUGGGAGGAGGCACGGGGAAGCCCUCGCCCGUCGGCCCCCGUCUUCACCGGCUGCUUCCACGCCUACUCCAGUGAGGUGCUGAAGCCUGUCAGCCAGCAUCCCAGGGACCUUUUCCCCAGUCUUAAAGAUAGGGUGUUGUUGGGGCCCCCUACCAAGGAGGAGGGGCUGCCAGCCAAAGAGCCCCCGCUGGUGUGGGGCGGGGAUGCCAGCCGCCCUUCUGCAUUCCACAAGGGCAGCUUCAGAAAGGGCAGCCUCUACCCCAAACCCAAAGCCUGCUGGGUGUCCCCCAUGACCAAGGUGCCUGCUGAGAGCCCCGUGCCCCUGCCCACCUUCCCGAGCAGCCCAGGCAUGGGCCACAAGCGCAGCCUGGCGGAAGAGGGCUCGGUCCACGGUGGCAAAAAACUGCGGGCAGUGUCUCCCUUUCUUAAGGAGGCGAAUGCCCAGGAGUGUGGGACCAAGCCCGGGGGCCCUGACCUGGCCGUCUCCUGCCUGCUGGGCCCCGCCCUCCCGGAGGCCUACAGGGGUACCAUGCUGCGCUGCCCACUGAACUUCACUGGCACCCUGGGCCCCUUAAAGAGCCAGGCCACCCUUCCCUUCAGCCCCCUGGUCAUCCCCGCCUUCCCAGCCCACCUGCUGGCUGCCACAGCACCCUCGCCCAUGACCGCUGGCCUGAUGCACCUCCCACCAGCGUCCUUUGAUGGUGCCCUGUGCCACAGACUCUGCCCAGCCUCGUCUCCAUGGCACGUGCCACCUGCCACAGCCUACACAGCACCCCACUUCUCUUUCCACCUCAAUACCAAGCUGUAG
Messenger RNA from Rangifer tarandus platyrhynchus (Svalbard reindeer), 1782 nucleotides. The record is from the annotation of a GenBank genome assembly. Lineage: Eukaryota; Metazoa; Chordata; Mammalia; Artiodactyla; Cervidae.